AUGGUCAGCAAAGACCGCGGUCUCAUCCAGAUUGACCACGUUUUGUGGAUCGAUUUUGUAUUCGCGGACAAGCUUGCGCAAGUGAAAGAUGAAAUUGGCACCGUGCGUGGCGAUAAAUUCAGCGGUCAGUCUCGGCUUGUUAGACUUCUUUUGAAAGACGAGAUUGUGUUGGUAAAGAAAACACACAAGCCAACCAUUCGAGAGAGUGAAACCGGGCUGCUCUACCAUCUUCCUGAGGAUCUUUGCCUCCGUCUCCACAACCCGGCGUCGAGUGACACGGAUAUGCUUGGAACGAACUUCACGCAACUCAGAGAUGAGAAGAGAGUCCAGUUCUUCACAAAAGACACGGCGAACGCCCCCGCCAAGACAAAAUCUGCUCAUCGACUCCUCGUCAAACGCGCCAGCAUUGUCUUGAUGGACCCAGUCGCGGAUGCAGCGACGGUCGACGUUGUACUUGACGGAAUCGGGUCGGAAAGAUGA
Hyaloperonospora brassicae is the source of this 480-nucleotide messenger RNA. Lineage: Eukaryota; Oomycota; Peronosporomycetes; Peronosporales; Peronosporaceae. The record is from the annotation of a GenBank genome assembly.